Orbilia oligospora ATCC 24927 is the source of this 963-nucleotide messenger RNA. RefSeq lists its product as uncharacterized. Lineage: Eukaryota; Fungi; Ascomycota; Orbiliomycetes; Orbiliales; Orbiliaceae. The coding region runs from base 1 to 963 and encodes 320 amino acids. The transcript has 4 exons. The record is from RefSeq and is a predicted model, not a curated record.
AUGCGGGUUCACAUGAUAUCUGCGAGUUCAUAUGCUGUUUCAAUCCUUUUAGUCGUUCUUCCAUUCGCGAGCAGUGGUCUAAUAAAUAGUAUCGGAAUCGAUAUUCGUGUCCCCCUACCCCUACCAACCAGUCAGUCCCAGCCGAAUCCGAUUUGGCAGCAAUAUGGUUUACUCGACGUCACUGCGACAAUUAAUUCAACAAUUGUGGUUGUACCUAUUCCAAUAACUCAAGCUCGAGCUAUAAUUCCGGCACAAUAUCCGAUAUUGACGGCUGCGUAUCGUGAGCUAUUGCCAGGAUGGCUGGAGGACAUGUAUCCUCUCAUCGUUGCCAUUCAACUGGAACAUGAUAUCCAUGGGUUUGGACUCACGAUUCCAGACUUUACCACCUUCCGAAUAGCCUUCCCAUUCGUCGACAUACUCAAAGACGGUUACUCGAAUUUCGUUUACGCGCCAGUGAACUGGAUAAAUCUCAAUCCGGUUGGAUUAUUGGGCCUUUCUGUUUAUGGUCUCUUCACCCCUAUCGCAAGCAUGGAUCCUCCGGGCGAUCCCUACGACUUUGUCCCGGUUUCGAAGGCUAGUGCACCUGGAGAGGUAUAUUUUAAUUUUACGGGUACCCUCAACAUUAACCAUAAAACACCAAAUGGAUAUGUCAAAUUAGCACCGGCCACGCCGGAUAUUCCAUGGAAUUUUAUUAGGAAUGUCACGAACCAACCGUUUACCGGAAACUUUCUGAUAUGCGACAACCAGAUUAGGAUCUUUAACACUUCAUUGACCCAGUUGCCGUUUGACCCCGUCCCCGUGGCUGGUAGUGUAUUCCUUGACUCUAUCAAGUAUCCACACUUAAAACUGAAUAGGAAUGAUGCAAAGGGAUGGUUAUUCGCAGCCGCUUUUAAGGAAAAUAAUUUUUUGCCUUGUUCGGUGUAUAAAGGAUACGGAGGAACCGGAAGUGGGGACUCUUUGUAA